AUGUUUAAGAAAAAAAUAUUGAUAUAUUCAGGUGAUGAUGCCGAAAUUGCUUUAACAACUAAAGGUUUAAAAUACAAAGGAAAGAAUGAACCUUACCCAAAUGGGAUUCAACUAGACGAUUGUACAAUGGACGUAUCACUGGUAGUGAACAACCAAAAAAUAAAUGCCCACAGAAAUGUCUUAGCUUCAAAUAGUGACUAUUUUGAUAGAAUGUUAGACGGUUAUUUCAAAGAACGGUUCCAAGAUAAAAUAGAAAUAAAUAUAGCUGAUGUAAGCUUUGAAAUUUUGAGUACACUUGUUCAAUUUUUUUACACAUCAGAAAUAUAUAUUACAGAAAAUAAUGUUCAGGAUCUGUUGAUUAGUUCCAGUAUAUUUUUACUAGAUGAAGUCCAAACUGCAUGUGUGGACUACAUGAAAGAGUUAAUUGACGUGGAAAAUUGCAUAAAUAUGAAAGAUCUUGCUAAUGCUCUAGAAUUAAAUGAUCUCCAUUCUAUAUGCAUGACUUAUAUAAUAAACAAUUUCAGAUUUUUAGCUAUCUAUAAAGAGUUUAUGAAGACUAAUUAUGAUGAAAUGAUGCUAUUUAUCAAGAAUGAUGAUUUAUUUGCUAAAGAAGACAUGGUUUAUGAUGUUGUAAUGAAUUGGAUAAAAUAUGAUCCAGCAACUAGAUGGAAAUAUUCUACAGAAUUGUUAUGGUUUGUGCGGUUGCCAUUAAUUCUAAGUACUUACCAAGGAAUCAUGAAUGUUUGUGAAUAUCAAGGCGCUAAAAUUAAUGAACUUAUUUCUUUUCGAAUGGAGCAUCGAAGACCAUUUAGAAAAGGAAUAUUAGUGUUAAGUCAUUAUCAAUUUGAAUCAACUCUAGAGUGGUAUGACGCUGGGUUAGAUAAAUGGCAGAAUUGUUCGAGUAAAACCAUUAUAUGUCGCUUAUUACCACCUAGAACUUUGUGUACAGUUAUUUUACUUGAUGAUGGUCGCUUAUUUGCUGCUGGAGGUGCAAAUAGACAUGGCAAUGGAAUGCAAUCAACAUAUAUAUUCAAUCUAAAAACAAACGAAUGGACAUCCUGUAUGGACAUGCAUCAUGAACGUCUUAAACCAUUUGUAGUGCAAAUUGGAUCUUAUGUUUAUGUGAUUGGAAUGAAUGAAGCUGGAUAUUAUGACACACGUAAUGACAAAUGGAAAUUUAUUAAGCCAAUACCUGAGUUCAAUACAGGUUCUGCGGUUUGCACAUUAAAUGAAAAUAUUUAUGUUAUUGGUGGUCAACGUUUGGAAAAUUGUUACAAAAGCGUAUGGUCCUACUGUACGCUAACUGAAGAAUGGGUAUCCUUACCCGAACUUAAUUUCGCCAGAUCAUUUUCUGGUGCUAUUGCAAUGAAUGGGAAUAUUUAUGUAUUUGGAGGAAAAAUUAUCGAUACGCCCUAUUCAAAUACAUUUGAAAUAUACAAUCUUCACGACAACAAAUGGAUAAUUUCAAAUGCUUAUAUUAUGAAAAAGAAUCUAUGUCACAUAGAUGCUAUUGUGUUAGAAAAGAAUUCUGAAUUGUUUAAAAAAGUGUUAGAAGGAGCGAUCAAUACUAUUAUUAAUUAA
This is a messenger RNA of Acyrthosiphon pisum (pea aphid), 1581 nucleotides long. Its product is annotated as kelch-like protein 3. Lineage: Eukaryota; Metazoa; Arthropoda; Insecta; Hemiptera; Aphididae. Gene Ontology annotation, molecular function: protein binding. The coding region runs from base 1 to 1581 and encodes 526 amino acids. The transcript has 9 exons. The record is from RefSeq and is a predicted model, not a curated record.